CUACCUCACCUCCCCUCCAUCCCGACACAGCAGCGCAGCAUAGAAUAAGAAACAUGUCCUUCCUAAGACUCGCCCCCACAGCCACCCGCCUCGCCACGCCCUCCACCUUCGGAUCCAAAUCCAGUCUCUCCGAUGCCCUGGCCCUGUUGCCUCCGCUUCCGCUCUACCGACGGAUUCUCCAUGCGUAUCCUCGGGAUGGAUAUGUGAAGAGUGAAUUUAGGGCGCAUAAGAAUGUGGAGAAUCCGUUGCAUAUUAUCGGCUUCCUUACCGAAUGGCAAUUAUAUGCUCAGAAACUGGAGGGGGAUAUGUGGGUGGGGGAGAAGUUGGAGAAGGCCAAGUUGGAUAAGAUGAGUGAUCAGCAGAUUGGACAGUUGUAUGAGUUGAUGCAGGCGAUUCAGAAUAAGGAUGGGGAGGGGGAGGGGGAGGGAGAGGGGAAGAAAUGAAUAGUGGGUAGAUGAGAAGAAAAGAAGAAAAGAAGAAAAGAAGAAGGAUACCCUGAUUGUACG
Aspergillus sclerotioniger CBS 115572 is the source of this 506-nucleotide messenger RNA. Its product is annotated as LYR motif-containing protein. Gene Ontology annotation, cellular component: mitochondrial intermembrane space; mitochondrion. The transcript has 4 exons. The record is from RefSeq and is a predicted model, not a curated record. The coding region runs from base 54 to 443 and encodes 129 amino acids. NCBI's taxonomy places the organism in Eukaryota, Fungi, Ascomycota, Eurotiomycetes, Eurotiales, Aspergillaceae. Gene Ontology annotation, biological process: mitochondrial respiratory chain complex II assembly; succinate metabolic process.